AUGUGCGGCUCGGACAUCUUCCUGGCGAUCCUCGCGAUAUUCUUCCCACCGGUUUCAGUAUGGAUUAAAGUAGGCAUCUGUACAGCAGACUCGAUCAUCAACCUUGCUCUUUGUUGUCUCGGCUAUGUGCCGGGCCUACUACAUGCUUGGUAUAUCAUUCUCAAAUAUCCAGAGCAGGAUCCCGAUGAUCCAUUUUACGAACCGGUUCCUGGGGGUGCUCAUCGAAGGGACGUCGAAAAUGGCCAUGUGACAUACUACUACGUUUCCCAUCAACAGAUCCAGCACCCGUCCCAGAGAGGCUACGGUACUGUGGCACCAACUACAGCGACACAUCCGCCGCAAGAACAAUCACAGUCUGCUCCUAAGCCCCAGAAUGAUCCCGCGACCGGCAGCAGCAGCGAUCAAACACACGGUGAUUCGCGGCCACCACCCACGUAUGCCGAAGCCGUGAAGGGUGACCAUAAGGUUCAGGACUGA
Aspergillus pseudonomiae is the source of this 477-nucleotide messenger RNA. Its product is annotated as putative stress response RCI peptide. The record is from RefSeq and is a predicted model, not a curated record. Gene Ontology annotation, biological process: endosome transport via multivesicular body sorting pathway. The transcript has 2 exons. NCBI's taxonomy places the organism in Eukaryota, Fungi, Ascomycota, Eurotiomycetes, Eurotiales, Aspergillaceae. Gene Ontology annotation, molecular function: ubiquitin protein ligase binding. Bases 1 to 477 code for a protein of 158 amino acids. Gene Ontology annotation, cellular component: fungal-type vacuole lumen; fungal-type vacuole membrane.